CUCCAAAAUCCAGUUUGCUAGAGUGGUCCUUUGGAUCUUUGUCGUGUUUCUGUGCUCUGCCUCGUCGAGCUCUCGUUGGUCGUGCUCGUGCUGCGCUUCUUGGACCCACGCAUGCGGUGCUUGGUGUCGUUCUGUCGCUCGUCUGAUUCACGAAAGGUCACAAAAACCGUCAUGAUUACGUUGUUUGCUCAUGCUUCUUUGUGCAUAUUAUCAGGUUGCUGUCGGUGUCGGUCGCUCGUUUGCUGUUUGUCACGUACCGCUUUCCUUCACUUUUGUUCGGUCACCUUGCCGCAUUUGUACUUUGCCGUCCUGCAGUUACCCACCCCCCCCCACCCCCCACCCAACCCACCGACCCACCACCGUUCUGACUUCAUGCCGCAUUCACGUUCACGUUCGAGCUCCGUUGCGCUUUGGGCUUUCAUAGCUGGUCUCGCGCGUUCUGACCGGCGGUCGUUUUUCACUUUUCACUUGCCACUUGCCUCUCAUGCGUUUCGGUUCCAUUCCGGUUCCAUCCCGUUCAUAGACGUGUAUUACCAUUCUACACAUUGCAUCCGUGAAUGAAAGAACGAAGUAUACCUUGGGCUCAUGCAUG
Molecule: messenger RNA, 592 nt
Organism: Laetiporus sulphureus 93-53
Lineage: Eukaryota; Fungi; Basidiomycota; Agaricomycetes; Polyporales; Laetiporaceae
Exons: 1
Coding region: 112-561 (149 amino acids)
Source: RefSeq, a predicted model, not a curated record